AUGAAGCGCCAGAACCUGCGGACGCUCUCGCUGAUCGCCUGCGUCUUCUCCUAUCUGCUGGUGGGCGCCACCGUCUUCGACGCCCUGGAGGCCGAGGCCGAGGUCCAGCAGAAGUGGCUCCUGGAGCAGAGGAGGAGCCAGCUGCGCAGCAAGUACGGCUUCUCGGCCCAGGACUUCCGCGAGCUCGAGCGCCUGGUCCUCCGCCGCCAGCCCCACCGAGCCGGCAGCCAGUGGCGCUUCGCCGGCGCCUUCUACUUCGCCAUCACCGUCAUCACCACCAUCGGUUAUGGGCACGCUGCUCCUGGAACUGAUGCUGGCAAAGUCUUCUGCAUGUUCUAUGCAAUCCUUGGCAUCCCCCUCACCCUGGUCAUGUUCCAGAGUCUUGGUGAGCGCAUGAACAUUUUAGUCCGGAUGCUUCUGAAGAAGAUAAAGAGGUGCCUGGGUAUGAGGCAGCCAGUGGUCUCUAUGAAAAACAUGGUUGUGGUUGGCUUCCUUUCCUGCAUGGGGACACUGUGCAUUGGGGCAGCUGCUUUCUCCUAUUUUGAAGGCUGGACUUUCUUCCACGCCUUCUAUUACUGCUUCAUCACGCUGACCACAAUUGGAUUUGGAGACUUUGUGGCCCUGCAGAAACAUGAAGCAUUGCAAAAGAAGCCCCCAUAUGUAGCUUUCAGUUUCAUGUACAUUCUAGUGGGCUUGACAGUGAUCGGGGCUUUCCUGAACUUGGUUGUUUUUAGGUUUUUGAUCAUGAACUCAGAAGAUGAGAGGCGAGAUGAAGAAGAGAGGGCAUCUUUGAGAAGAGCCAAGAACUACAUCAACCUUAAACCGAAGGAAGAGAUUGACAGGAGCAGGAAUGAGAUCCUGCUCCCCAUAGAAGGCAGGACCAGUCAAAUGAACCUCAUCCCACUGAUCCCAGAAGAUGCUGAGAGGCAGAGGGGCAGAUCUUUGAGCUCCACUACAAGAGUCCCUUCCUUAUGCACAUGUCUUUGUUACAGGCCACGGCUGAACAGGAGCCCGGAUCCUCCACACCCAGAGGCUUUCAACUGUCACACUAAUCUUGUUUAUUAUAAUUCAGUUUCUUACAAAAUCAUGGAGGUCUCCCUGGGUGGUAAGGACCACACUGGCUUGUCUUCCCCCAGGAGCACUCUGUCAUCCAAUAGUCCCAGCUGUCGAGAAUGCUCCCGACUCCGAAGGAAGUCUAUCUGAAAUGUGCAUGCUCUCUUUGGACUUCUUUUCUUUCUUUUUUUACUGUGAACUGUGUUAUACUACUGGAUUUGUCUUUUGAUGAUAAAUUAU
Sceloporus undulatus (fence lizard) is the source of this 1293-nucleotide messenger RNA. It is a transcript of the gene KCNK15, whose product is annotated as potassium two pore domain channel subfamily K member 15. The record is from RefSeq and is a predicted model, not a curated record. Gene Ontology annotation, molecular function: potassium ion leak channel activity. Gene Ontology annotation, biological process: stabilization of membrane potential; potassium ion transmembrane transport. The transcript is spliced from 2 exons. Bases 1 to 1203 code for a protein of 400 amino acids. Lineage: Eukaryota; Metazoa; Chordata; Lepidosauria; Squamata; Phrynosomatidae. Gene Ontology annotation, cellular component: membrane.